This is a messenger RNA of Xylaria bambusicola, 2553 nucleotides long. Its product is annotated as major facilitator superfamily domain-containing protein. The transcript is spliced from 7 exons. Gene Ontology annotation, molecular function: transmembrane transporter activity. Gene Ontology annotation, cellular component: fungal-type vacuole membrane. Gene Ontology annotation, biological process: transmembrane transport. Bases 654 to 2003 code for a protein of 449 amino acids. The record is from RefSeq and is a predicted model, not a curated record. NCBI's taxonomy places the organism in Eukaryota, Fungi, Ascomycota, Sordariomycetes, Xylariales, Xylariaceae.
ACUGGGUACAGCAAGUUUUGGUACGGUACCUGCUGUCAUGUUGCCAGCAUCUAUCGGCCAUCUCAAUGUUAAAGGUUGAUCACAAAUGGGUUUAGUUAGUUUAUAUUUAGCUCAGGGUUUUGCGUUGGGAGGGGCUUGAAAUGCUGCAAGGUCAGACUCUUUGAGUGCCAGGUGAAACCUACGUAGGUACAAUGCUACGGAUUACGUAAUGAAACUGCGUCCCCAGUUCCCCUGAGCUACGAAAAAUAGCUUGAUAUCCCCUUUCAAGCCCAACAAUCUUCAAGUCCUACGCUACCUAAAAGAAGCGAGGAUUUCUAAGCGGAUAAAGGUGACCGCAAUAAUAAAGGGAAAAAAAAAAAAAACGAUGAGGGGCUUUUCAUUUAAUAAGCAUGGCCACUUUACCCAUGUUGGUCGCCGCUCUAAGAGCAAGGUUUAGGUUUAGGAGCUAAAAGCCCGCGAGCUGACGGGCUUGUCGUCGCGCGCCCUUUAAGUAGCGACCCAAUGUUUUUGGGAAUUUCAGAGAUAAGGAGAGAGCAAUAUCAUCGGAUCGGACCGGUGCCCGACGAACUCAUCUAUAUCUGGACCCCUCGAAGUCUCGAAAAAUUCCCAUCUUGCUCGCGAGAGCCUGAGCGACAUUCUUUGACACCUUCGCGAUGGCAACCGCGACUUCGACGACGACGGCCAUUGAGCUGGGACCGCUUACCACGGUGUUGCAGCGUGAGCCUAUCGAAGCGCCGAAGAGCGACAGCUCGAGUACGGUCGAUCCUGUGCUGGAGGCAUCUCGCUUGGCCGAUUCUGACGUGCCUGAUGGCGGCUAUGGUUGGGUCGUCGUAGCGUCUUGCGCCGUGCUGUCGUGGUGGACUAUCGGCACUAGUUACAGCUGGGGAGUCAUCCAGGGCUACUUGGUGGAAGACGGCCUUUCGACGCCGGCGGUUCUGUCCUUCGUCGGGGCGCUCGGUCCCACUUUGCUCGCCGCCGUAGCGAUUCUGAACUCGCGCAUUAUGCGCAUGAUCGGCGUUCGGUAUACCGGCAUGUUGGGCAUCUUUCUCAUCGGACUUGCUGAGAUCUUGGCGGGCUUCGCUGUGAACAGCGUCCCUGGCCUUUUCAUCACGGAAGGUGUAUUGUUGGGACUGGGAUUUGGACUCACGUUCAUAGUUACCUCAACCGGGUCGGCGCAAUACUUCAGCAAGAAGCGUGGUCUGGCUAACGGCGUUGUCUUUGCUGGCGGUGGCUUUGGCGGCGCCGUUCUCAGCUUGGCACUUGACCCUCUAAUCCGAGCUGCUGGCCCUGCUUGGGCGUUUCGAACUCUCGGCCUUAGUACGAUCGCCACGGGGCUACCGGCUGCUUGGUUCAUAAAAGAAAGAACCCCCAUUCGUAAUGGUGGGUUUGUUGAAUGGCGUCUAUUCAAAAACCCCAGUUUCGUUUUCGUCUUUAUUGGUGGUGCUAUAGGGACCUUUCCUCUGCUUGUCCCUCCGUUCUUCAUCCCCCUCUUCGCCAAUGCUAUUGGCCUGAGUUCUGCGACAGGUGCUGGCCUGUUAGCAGGUUUCAACUUUGCAUCAGCAGUGGGAAGAAUCUUGAGCGGUCUCCUGUGUGACAAGAUCGGCCCCCUUAACGCCCUGUUCCUCGCGCUCAGCUUAGCAGCCAUCAGCAUGCUUGCCGUCUGGCCAGUGUCUACGUCUCUAGCUCCGCUGGCGGUCUUUAGCGUCGUGAACGGAAUGGCGAAUGGUGGAUUCUUUUCCACUAUGCCAACAGUGGUGGGAAACUGUUUCGGGUCGGCUAGAGUCACAGUUGCCAUGGGUAUGAUCGUAACAAGCUGGAGUGGUGGAUAUCUUUUGGGAGCCCCUAUUGCAGGAUACUUGCUCGAUGCCUACGGUGGACAAGGUGCCGGCUUCCAGGCUUACCGUCCGGCUAUGUUUUAUGCUGGGUCUUUGGCCCUCGGUGCUGCGGGUUUUAUUGAGCUUGUCCGUUUCCGCACUAAUAGGAACUUUUUCGCGAAGGUCUAAAUGUAUUAGUUGUGGAAUGAUUUUUUUUAGUAGAGGAGGAGACAAUCGCGAGGGCGGAGGUAGCUAGGUCUUCAUGUUCUCAUCUGGCUUUCAGGCUGCUUACAUCGCUAGUGUUUUGUUUCUAAUAGAUUGGAAAUCGGAAUAUGAGAGCUAUCCUUUUAUAGGAGACUGUGGUAUAAAUAGAUAUGGGAUGGUACCUUCACGGUGAAGAUUUCCCGCAUGUCUAAAAGGUAAAACGGGACAUUGUGCAAAGUCGUGAUCCAAUUGCUCAGACCUUUGGUGAGCCCGGCUACUCUUCAGCCACUCUAAGUCUAUCAUAAUCCUGUCUCAUGCAAAGUCUAGGUCAAUUAUCUAGGCCUACUUGCCUGCCGGUACAUCUAUCGUACGGGUCGGAGUAUAUGCCGAUGGAUACCUACUGUGUGAAAGCGAUAACCUCGUAGUUAAACAUCAUUGAAGCAUUAUUCUUUAUGAUCAUGUAGGUUAGCUCCUCUAAUUUUCUUCAGCCCAUUUGUCGGAGACUUCAGUGUCAUGUUCAUUGAACAUAGUAGAG